Arvicola amphibius (Eurasian water vole) is the source of this 1977-nucleotide messenger RNA. It is a transcript of the gene Nicn1, whose product is annotated as nicolin 1. Bases 80 to 721 code for a protein of 213 amino acids. The transcript has 6 exons. Lineage: Eukaryota; Metazoa; Chordata; Mammalia; Rodentia; Cricetidae. The record is from RefSeq and is a predicted model, not a curated record. Gene Ontology annotation, cellular component: nucleoplasm.
UUUCGCUAGGCGAAGCUUGUAAAGGCUAGUAGUUGGAGACUGUUAGCGGCGAUUGUGCUUGGUCGCUGGCGCGGGCAUCAUGGCCCGUGUGUUGGUGCCCUGUCAUGUGAAAAGCACCGUAGCCCUGCAAGUGGGAGACAUGAGGACCUCCCAAGGUCGGCCUGGCGUGCUGGUCGUCGAUGUCACCUUUCCCAACGUCGCGCCUUUCGAGUUGCAGGAGAUCAUGUUUAAGAAUUACUACACCGCUUUCUUGAGCAUCCGUGUUCGUCAACAUACCCCACUGCACACACCAUCCAAGUGGGUAACUUGUCUGCGGGACUACUGUUUGAUGCCUGACCCACACAGUGAGGAGGGAGCCCAGGAGUAUGUAUCACUGUUCAAACACCAGAUGCUGUGUGACAUGACCAGAGUACUGGAGCUGCGUCUGAUUCUCCGGCAGCCGUCACCACUAUGGCUGUCUUUUACAGUGGAGGAAUUGCAAAUCUACCAGCAGGGACCAAAGAGCCCCUCCUUGACUUUCCCCAAGUGGCUUUCCCACCCGGUGUCCAAUGAGCAGCCUGUUCCCCGCCUUGAGGGUCUCCCAGAUCCCAGCAGAGUAUCCUCCGAGGUGCAGCAGAUGUGGGCACUGACAGAGAUGAUUCGGGCUAGUCACAGUUCCACAAGGAUCGGCCGCUUUGAUGUGGAUGGCUGCUAUGAUCUGAAUUUGCUCUCCUACACGUGAGCGGCAGAUUCUACUUGAGACAUUGGCCUUCUGUGCCCAUCCAGGACUGGUUUGGCCACCAGAGACUGAAGUGUGUUCCCUGCGCAUCCAUGUUCUAUCUGCGCCAAAGAAAUUCUUGACAUUCACCUAGCUGUUUGAGCAUGAAUUCCCAGUGUGUGGGGGUACUUUCCAUCUUUGUCUGACAUGCAAAUUUAGUCUCUUCCUCUCAACAUUUACAGGUUCUACUUAGAAUCCUUGAGUUCCUCCUGCCUAUCCUGCCAAUGCGCACAGCCUGUCUUCUACCAUUUUCCUUAUUAUUGAGAUAAACCUGUUCCCUAUAGCCUAGGAAGCCACUGCUGUUUUGACACUCAUGACCUGGGAAGCUCAAAGAAGAGAUGUCCCCUAUUUCUCUGCUUCUGCUGGUGGCCUUUUUCCUUUUGUAUUAUAUUCACAGAAAAGUAAAUGUUCUACAGCCCUGUAACCUCAGCACUUGUGAGUUCAAGGCCAGCCUGCUUUACACAAUGAAUUCCAGACUAGUGAGGACUACACAGUAAAACCUUGUCUUUGUGGCGUGGGGGAUGAAAAGAAAAAGAAAAUGUCCCCCUUUAAAUCUGUCUUUUGCCAGCCUAUACUAGCCUAGGAGGCAGAGCUGAGAUUUGGCUGCUGAAAUGUGUUGUCUAUCAGUUCUGGGCAGGUGCUUUUGGCACAGCUGGGGCCUGGCAAUGAGACCUCCAAUCUAUUUGUCCUCUGUCUCAGCAUGAAGCAUAUCUAUGAUCCUUCUCCCAGUUGCUUCUUGCCAGUCAUGCUCAGGGUGCAAACGAGGCUGCAGUCCUUGAUGGCCCCGGAGCAACCUGUAAAUGAUGAAGGCUGCUGCUCUUUCCUGGGCUAAAAUUUGGUUUCCUCCAGAUCUCCCUGACGUUGCCCCUGAGAACAUUUAUAAAGCAGUGCUGCAAGGUGUCCUGGACCUGUAAAAUUGAACAUGUGUAGGUGCAGCAGUUUUUGGGAAAGUCUAGCCACCUUUGGUAGCUGCCCUGUAUUCUUGCCAAUCAGCCUUCUUGAAGUUAGUGUUUUUACCUGCAAGAUCAUUGUUUAAACCCAUCCAGUUUUUGCUGAAAGGCUGAUCACCAUAGUCCUGUGUUCAGGGAGCAAUGGUCUUCAGUUUGCAUGAAUAGAGAGGAUUCGGGGUGGCAGGGAUCAUGCAUAAUUCAUAGCUGUAUUCCUAAGAUCCAGCCCUGGAACUAGUGUGCGGCAAGACAAAUAAAUACUUGUGGAAUACA